CAUUCCACGUGGACUUUCAUUCCCUGAAUGUUUCUUCUUCGACUUCUUCUUCGAUUUCUUCUCGUCGUGUGUCCACAAAGGUAAAAAGGUUCUCUCUUUCAGCUGGGUUUAUUCAUUUCAUCCAAUACCCUCCAAAAUUUUCAUCACCUACAGUCUCAUCCUUUGAUAACAGCAGUUCACUUUUAUCCCUUUUUAAAUCUCUAUCUGCUGUAUCGAUUCAAAUUCAAUUGCCUCAUUCUUGUUUGAUUGGCUCCAAUUUGAUUUUUUGCUGUCUUCUUACAUUACCCUUUUGUGUUGAGAAUCAAAUUGGGAUUUUAGCUACAGCAAGAGUGAUAAUUUCUGUGUGAUGGAUAACUAUGGAUCAUCUUCUCCAUACCGGUAUCCAAGCCCAUAUGGGUACCCUCCCAACCCUCAUCAACCAUACCCUCCUCCUCCAGUUUCAGCUCCUGAUCCAUACGCACAAGCUCCUUAUCCUUCAUAUCCUUACCUUUCUUCACAUUCCUUCAACUAUUCUCACCAUGGACCUCCUAGACCUUCCUCACAUUCUGGCCAUUUUGAGUAUUCUUAUCCUCCUAACGCCAUGGAUUUUUCUCACCCUCCUCCAACAUCUUAUGCUCCUCCUCCCACUUAUCCUUAUCCCUACCAUGUGCCUCCACCAAAUCAUGGCUCUCCCAGGCCUCCCCUUUUUCACCAGCCCAGUUACCAAUAUGGUUCACCUCAAUACUAUUAUCCACCAAAGGAGGCCUAUUCGCCGCCUCCUGAUAUCCAUUCCGGCACCAAUAGCUUCUCUAGUCCUUAUUGGCCGGAUAAUACAAGCACUGCUGAAGGAGGUAAAGUGUCACAAAGUAGUGACAAUUCCAUUUCCACGCAUUCUCAGGGUUCUUCUUACCCAGCUUUGGAUGAUCUUAUGAGCAAUGUUAGGUUGUCUGAUGGCAAACCAACUGCUCCUGCAUCACCUCCUGCGCCUGCAGGGCAUCCGCUUAUGCAUUCCAUUUCAGUUCCUAAGCUGCAACAGAAGAAGGAUGAGUUUUAUGGAUAUUCUAAUAACUCCUUCUCUGGGUGGGGAUCCUCCUAUCCCACUCGGAUGAAUUCUUCUAGCCUUUCAGAUUUUUCUGGCUCAUUUAAUGAAUCAGUGUAUGGUGAGCGUUUGCAGAUUGUUCCAGUGCAGAAUAAAGGGUCCUUGAGAGUUUUGCUCCUCCAUGGAAAUUUAGAUAUAUGGGUCCAUGAAGCCAAGAAUCUUCCAAAUAUGGAUAUGUUUCACAAAACUUUAGGUGAUGUGUUUGGUAAAUUGCCUGGUGGUGUGAGCAAUAAAAUUGAAGGAACUAUGAAUAAGAAGAUUACCAGUGAUCCUUAUGUAUCGAUUUUAGUAUCCAAUGCUGUAAUUGGGAGGACUUAUGUCAUUAGCAACUCUGAAAACCCUGUUUGGUGGCAACAUUUCUAUGUUCCUGUUGCACAUCAUGCUGCAGAAGUACACUUUCUUGUUAAAGACAGUGAUGUCGUGGGUUCACAGCUCAUUGGCAUUGUGGCAAUUCCAGUGGAGCGAAUAUACUCAGGAGAAACAGUUGAAGGAUUUUUCCCUAUCCUGAAUAGUAAUGGGAAGCCAUGUAAGCAAGAUGCUGUCCUGAAGCUAUCCAUUCAGUACAUUCCUAUGGAGAAACUGAGCAUUUAUCACAAAGGAGUUGGAGCAGGGCCUGAAUACGUGGGGGUUCCUGGAACAUAUUUUCCUUUGAGGAAAGGUGGAACUGUUUCUCUGUAUCAAGAUGCUCAUGUUCCAGAUGGAAGCCUCCCUAAUGUGUUGCUUGACAGUGGGAUGUACUAUGCGCAUGGAAAGUGUUGGCAAGAUAUCUUUGACGCCAUAAGUCAAGCUCGGCGUUUGAUUUAUAUUACAGGUUGGUCAGUGUGGCACAAAGUAAGGUUGAUUAGGAAUGCUGCUGGUUAUUCUCCAGAUUACACCUUAGGUGAUCUUCUGAGGUCAAAGUCACAGGAAGGAGUAAGAGUGCUUCUGCUUAUCUGGGAUGAUCCUACAUCAAGAAGCAUUUUAGGUUAUAAAACAGAUGGUGUCAUGGCAACUCAUGAUGAGGAAACUCGACGAUUUUUCAAGCACUCUUCAGUGCAAGUGCUUCUUUGUCCUCGCAGUGGUAAACGACAUAGCUGGAUCAAGCAAAAGGAAGUUGGAACGAUAUAUACACAUCAUCAGAAAACUGUUAUUGUGGAUGCUGAUGCUGGAAGUAAUAGAAGAAAAGUGAUAGCAUUUGUUGGUGGACUUGAUUUGUGUGACGGGCGAUAUGAUACUCCCCACCACCCUAUUUUUAGAACAUUGAAUACAGAUCAUAAGGAUGACUACCACAACCCCACUUUCACGGGUAAUGUUGGUGGUUGUCCUCGGGAGCCAUGGCAUGAUUUACAUUCUAAAAUUGAUGGUCCAGCGGCAUAUGAUGUUUUAACUAACUUUGAGGAGCGCUGGUUAAAAGCUUCAAAACCUCACGGGAUUAAAAAGUUGACCACUUCAUACGAUGAUGCUUUGCUAAGGUUGGAAAGAAUUCCAGAUUUUAUUGGCAUCAAUGAUGCUCCAAGUGUUGGUGAAGAUGAUCCUGAAGUUUGGCAUGUUCAGAUAUUUCGUUCAAUUGAUUCAAAUUCGGUUAAGGGAUUUCCGAAGGAUCCAAAAAAUGCAACAAGCAAGAAUCUAGUAUGUGGAAAGAAUGUGCUGAUUGACAUGAGCAUACAUACAGCAUAUAUUAAGGCCAUUCGUGCUGCACAACAUUACAUUUAUAUAGAGAAUCAAUAUUUUAUCGGCUCUUCAUACAAUUGGAGUCAACAUAAAGACCUUGGUGCUGAUAACUUAAUCCCAAUGGAAAUUGCUCUAAAGAUUACUGAAAAGAUAAAAGCACAUGAAAGAUUUGCAGUGUAUAUUGUUAUUCCCAUGUGGCCGGAAGGAGUUCCAACAGGGGCUGCAACGCAAAGGAUUCUAUUUUGGCAGAAUAAAACAAUGCAAAUGAUGUAUGAGACCAUUUACAAGGCUUUGGUUGAAGCAGGGCUUGAAGCAGCAUUUUCUCCACAAGAUUAUUUGAACUUUUUCUGUCUUGGUAAUCGAGAGGCCAUCAGUAUGUAUGAUAAUGUUGGUGUGACAGGAUCUCCUCCCCCAGCAAAUAGUCCUCAAGUGGCUAGCCGAAAUAGCCGACGUUUCAUGAUUUAUGUUCACUCAAAAGGCAUGAUAGUUGAUGAUGAAUAUGUGAUAUUGGGGUCUGCAAACAUUAACCAGCGCUCCAUGGAAGGAACAAGGGACAGUGAGAUUGCAAUGGGCGCCUAUCAACCUCAUUAUACAUGGACAAAAGCACAAACUUAUCCACACGGUCAAAUCCAUGGAUAUAGGAUGUCCCUUUGGGCAGAACAUACAGGAACAAUUGAGGACUGCUUCUUGCAACCUGAGAGUCUUGAAUGUGUAUCUAGGAUUAGAGCAAUGGGAGAAAUGAACUGGAAACAAUUUGCAGCAGAUGAAGUAACAGAGAUGAGAGGGCAUCUACUGAAAUACCCUGUAGAAGUUGAUAGAAAGGGCAAGGUUAGAUCACUACCAGACCAAGAAGAGUUCCCUGAUGUCGGAGGAAAAAUAGUUGGAUCUUUUCUUGCCAUGAAGGAGAAUCUAACCAUUUGAUGAAUCCAUUGGUUUUAGUUUUUCACAUUUUGCUAGCCAAUAGGAUAAGAUGUGUGUAAAUUACAACGUGGAAACAAUUUUUGAAAUUUAUGAUAGAGGAAGAAACAAAUACCAUUACCAACCCAAAAUCCAACUAAAUAAAGACAUCAUACUUGUACAAAGAUCAGGGAAAGGUGUGUGGAAAAAUGUUAUAGUUACUGUGAUUUUUCAGGGA
Molecule: messenger RNA, 3863 nt
Organism: Vigna angularis (adzuki bean)
Lineage: Eukaryota; Viridiplantae; Streptophyta; Magnoliopsida; Fabales; Fabaceae
Product: phospholipase D gamma 1
Exons: 10
Coding region: 347-3649 (1100 amino acids)
Biological process (GO): phospholipid catabolic process
Cellular component (GO): plasma membrane
Molecular function (GO): D-type glycerophospholipase activity
Source: RefSeq, a predicted model, not a curated record